Cynoglossus semilaevis (tongue sole) is the source of this 2751-nucleotide messenger RNA. RefSeq names its product heat shock protein 90, alpha (cytosolic), class B member 1 (gene hsp90ab1). Gene Ontology annotation, molecular function: ATP-dependent protein folding chaperone; ATP binding; ATP hydrolysis activity. The record is from RefSeq and is a predicted model, not a curated record. Gene Ontology annotation, biological process: protein folding. NCBI's taxonomy places the organism in Eukaryota, Metazoa, Chordata, Actinopteri, Pleuronectiformes, Cynoglossidae. The coding region runs from base 156 to 2333 and encodes 725 amino acids. The transcript is spliced from 12 exons.
GUCGCGGAGGGAUACGGCCUUGCACUGAGACGCGUGUGUAUAAAGAUUCCCGUCUAUUAAAAGGAAGUCCCUUUUCAUUUCCCUGCGUCAGAGAGCAGAAGGGACUAGGACUUUGGUUGUAAUUUUUUCAAGAAAAAGUCAAGGAACCAAACAAGAUGCCUGAAGAAAUGCACCAAGAGGAGGAGGCUGAGACCUUUGCCUUCCAGGCAGAGAUUGCUCAGUUGAUGUCCCUGAUCAUCAACACUUUCUAUUCCAACAAAGAGAUCUUCCUUAGGGAGUUGAUCUCCAAUGCCUCUGAUGCUUUGGACAAAAUCCGCUAUGAAAGUCUGACUGAUCCCACCAAGCUGGACAGUGGCAAGGAUUUGAAAAUUGACAUCAUCCCCAACAAGGCUGACAGGACCCUGACCAUCAUUGAUACUGGAAUUGGCAUGACCAAAGCAGACCUCAUUAACAACCUGGGUACCAUUGCCAAGUCUGGCACCAAGGCCUUCAUGGAGGCCCUGCAGGCUGGAGCUGACAUCUCUAUGAUUGGUCAAUUUGGUGUGGGUUUCUACUCUGCCUACCUUGUUGCUGAGAGGGUGGUGGUCAUCACAAAACACAAUGAUGACGAGCAGUACGCCUGGGAGUCCUCUGCUGGCGGUUCCUUCACUGUCAAGGUCGACAGUGGAGAGCCUCUUGGUCGUGGAACAAAGAUCAUUCUGCACCUGAAGGAGGACCAGACAGAGUACACUGAGGACAAGAGGGUUAAGGAGAUUGUCAAGAAGCACUCUCAGUUCAUUGGCUACCCCAUCACUCUGUUUGUGGAGAAAGAGCGUGAUAAGGAGAUCAGUGAUGAUGAGGCAGAGGAGGAGAAGGCUGAGAAGGAAGAAAAAGAGGAGGGAGAGGACAAGCCAAAGAUCGAAGAUGUCGGCUCAGAUGACGAGGAAGACUCCAAAGACAAAGACAAGAAGAAGAAAAAGAAGAUCAAGGAGAAGUACAUUGAUCAGGAGGAGCUGAACAAGACCAAGCCAAUCUGGACCAGAAACCCUGAUGACAUCACAAAUGAGGAGUAUGGGGAAUUCUACAAGAGUCUGACCAAUGACUGGGAAGAUCAUCUGGCUGUCAAGCACUUCUCUGUGGAGGGACAGCUGGAGUUCAGGGCCCUUCUCUUCAUUCCCCGUCGUGCUCCAUUUGACCUCUUUGAAAAUAAGAAGAAAAAGAAUAACAUCAAGCUGUACGUCAGGAGGGUCUUCAUCAUGGACAACUGUGAAGAACUUAUCCCCGAGUACCUGAACUUCAUCCGUGGGGUUGUGGAUUCGGAAGAUCUGCCUCUGAACAUCUCUAGAGAAAUGCUGCAGCAGAGCAAGAUCCUGAAAGUCAUUCGCAAAAACAUUGUCAAGAAGUGUCUGGAGCUCUUUGGUGAGCUGUGUGAGGACAAGGAGAACUACAAGAAGUUCUAUGAGGCUUUCUCUAAGAACAUCAAGCUGGGAAUCCAUGAAGACUCUCAGAAUCGUAAGAAGCUUUCUGAGCUGCUGCGUUACCACAGCUCCCAGUCUGGAGAUGAGACAACUUCUCUCAAUGAGUACAUUUCCCGCAUGAAGGACAACCAGAAGUCAAUUUACUACAUCACCGGUGAGAGCAAAGAUCAGGUCGCCAACUCUGCCUUCGUCGAGCGUGUCCGCAAACGUGGUUUCGAGGUCCUGUACAUGACGGAGCCCAUUGACGAGUACUGUGUCCAGCAGCUGAAGGAGUUUGACGGCAAGAGCCUUGUCUCGGUCACCAAGGAGGGGCUGGAGCUGCCUGAGGAUGAGGAGGAAAAGAAGAAGAUGGAAGAUGACAAGGCCAAGUUUGAGAAUCUGUGCAAACUCAUGAAGGAGAUCCUUGACAAGAAAGUGGAGAAGGUGACUGUGUCCAACAGACUGGUGUCUUCCCCCUGCUGCAUUGUGACCAGCACCUACGGCUGGACAGCCAACAUGGAGAGGAUCAUGAAGGCCCAGGCACUCAGGGACAACUCCACCAUGGGCUACAUGAUGGCCAAGAAGCACCUGGAGAUCAACCCUGACCACCCCAUCGUGGAAACCCUUAGACAGAAGGCAGAGGCAGACAAAAAUGAUAAGGCUGUGAAGGAUCUUGUCAUCCUCCUAUUCGAAACCGCCCUGUUGUCCUCAGGGUUCUCCCUGGACGAUCCACAGACCCACUCAAACCGCAUCUACAGAAUGAUCAAACUCGGACUGGGCAUUGACGAUGACGACGUCCCCACAGAGGAGACUACCUCCACAUCUGUCCCAGAUGAAAUUCCUCCCCUAGAAGGCGAAGGUGACGACGACGCUUCACGUAUGGAAGAGGUCGACUAAAUCAACCCGUUCCCCUCCCAGAUUUUUAACACUUUAGCCUCACUUAUCAAUUGUACAUCCAAAUAGUCAUUCAUUUUGUGUGGUGAACCAGAGUUGUCUCCAAUAUUUUGGAACAGCUUUCUGCAAAACACCCUUUUAAAGAUUAACUAGGCAGUUUUGAUUCUGUUGCUGUAUUCAGUCGGUUAAUGGUGACAGCACAUUUGUCUAAUGAGUACCCUGUUGCACUGAGUUUUAAAUGUUGGGGGUGUGUACACACGGGAAUGCUACAUUCCAUUAGGUCUGGAGGGUUUUUGAAGGUUCUCAUGUGCAACACUGAAUGCUGCAUGGAGAGAGGACUGUACGAUUCCUUUGCCUGAGUCCAGGCUUGUCUGUAUUCCAAGUCUUUGUUUUGCAAAAAAUUAAAAGCUGUUCUACCUUA